Messenger RNA from Mycena citricolor, 3071 nucleotides. NCBI's taxonomy places the organism in Eukaryota, Fungi, Basidiomycota, Agaricomycetes, Agaricales, Mycenaceae. The record is from the annotation of a GenBank genome assembly.
ACAAGUGACACAUUUUCCUCUGCCUGCCAGUGCGCUUUCACUUCGCUCCAUGACCAUCGGCCCCAUACCCAUUCCUGCUCGUCGCCGCCGCCGCUCACUAUCAUCGUCUCCAAAGGACUCUGAUCUUCGUCUUGAUCCACCUCCGCGUCCCAAAAGUACCCCAGGUGAACGUCCCGCUCAGCGCCGCCGUCAGCAAAGCCCUCCUCACGGAGACGAUGACGCGAGCGAUCUGGAUCUCAGCCUCAACGCCGAACCUGCUGUCUUAGAAGAAGACGAAGCCGAAGCUGAAGACGGCUCUUCUCUCCCAGUCGUUUCCACCACGACGAAAAAAGUUCUCGACAGAGGCAUCACGAUCAUCCAAAAGGAUCUGCCGCUCAUUGACUCUGACCGCCCUACCCGCAAACUCCCAGAACGUGCCAUGGACUCUGCUCAAAAUAAUAAUCGCCUUCCUCCUGCCAAUCCCACAAUGCUCCCAGUUCAGGCGCAUGUUCCUCGUGCCAGCAUCACCUCUUCUCAUCGGCGACUCUAUGUGAUUCUCGAGCAGGCAUGUCUUGAAGCAUAUCGCCUGCCAGGUGGCGCUGGUAAGAGCAAGCGCGGCGGACAGGAGGGUGAAGUCAAAUACACGCUGCUCAAUUGCGACGAUCAUCAAGGCAUCCUUGCCAAGACCGGUCGAGACAUCGCUGACGCUCGUCCAGACAUCACACAUCAGUGUCUGCUCACUCUACUUGACUCGCCGCUGAACAAAGCUGGGUUGCUCCAGGUCUACAUUCACACUGCGAAAGGCGUCCUGAUCGAAGUGAACCCCCACGUUCGGAUUCCCCGAACUUUCAAGCGUUUUAGCGGUCUGAUGGUGCAGCUUCUGCACAAACUGUCCAUCCGAGGGGUCAACGGUCCGGAAAAGCUGCUCAAGGUCGUCAAAAACCCGAUCAUCGAUCAUCUUCCUCCGAACACCAUCAAAUUGACGCUCUCAGGAGAUGCCAAGACGCAGCGACUAUCUUCCUAUCUGAAGACGUUACCCCCCGCACACAACAUCGCUGUGUUUGUCGGCGCUAUGGCCCGUGGGCGGGAUGAUUUCGCAGACGCUUACGUGGAUGAGAAGAUUAGCAUCAGCGAGUACGCACUGAGUGCCAGUGUUGCGUGUGGCAAGUUUUGCUGUGCCCUCGAGGAUCUCUGGGACAUCAUAUAAAUACGUUUUCACGACAUUCGAUUUCUGGUUGUGCUCCAUUUCGCCCCUACUUUUUGCAUUGUAUCUUAUCUCUGCAUCGCGUCAACCGCGCAUUUGUUGUACACUAGCCAAAUCUACAUUCCUCGCCACACAUACUCACCUAUACGACACCUCAUGAGGCGACUCAACUCGCAUUUUGACUGCUACACACAUUCCUUAUCUACUACGUGCUAGGAUGUCACUACUAGGUCCUGAAUAUUAACAGAUAAUUACCAUACGCACUGCAGUGCGUGUGGUCUGAAUGAGUGCGACAAUGCCUCCCACGCCGCUAGGAUGACGAUGAUAUUUUCAAACAAUUGUGACCCAGUGCAGGAGCGACUGCUUGGAUUUUUGGUCCGAUCUAUAUGUAUGAUUUCUACAGGGUCAUGCGAGACAUAUCGGUGCGGAGACGAUUGUAGUCCAACAGACCCUCAAUGUUGCCAACGGCAGCAAGAGCGAACUGGAUUUGAUGAGAAACGCACUGCAGUGAGGAGAUGAAAGGCGACGCACAUCCUUGUCCCAGAGAUAUUUCUUAGCAACACGCAUGACGUCGUCCACGGAGACAGCGUCAACAGCCUGCUCAGUCUGUUGAGGUGACAUACGACGACCGCUGGUGACGAGCUGUCGUCCUAUGUCCUCCGCAAUAGCAGUCGAUCCAUCUAGCCCAAGUAGUAGACCAGCUUUGAGCUGGCUCUUGGCACGCUCGACCUCAACAGAAGUUGGCGAGAUACUCAUACGGGCCCAUUCGCGCAGCGUCACAUGCGUGAGAUCGUCCAAGUUCAUGAAGUUCUCGCUCACGAGGUAGAUGCCCCACAAGCCGGUGUCAGCAUAGCUCGUGCUAAAGCUCAUGAAGGAGUUGGCGAGAUUGUUUGAGGAGAUGGCAUGAGAAAGGCGAGAGGAAAGGUGCGAGGCAGAGCCAAGAGAGCGAUCCCAAUUACCAAAGAUGCUCUGUAGAACCAUCAUCGGAAAGUAGUCGGGUGAUGACCAGCCGACACCCUCGACAGCGAUGGCGAUGUGAGCAGCUCCCAGCUCGUCGUCGCGCAAGCGAACCUCGGAUCCAACGAAGUUAUUCUUGGCAUGGGCGGAUCCACCGAGGCGGAUGGGAUUAGGGGAGACGGGGAGGGAAGAAAAGUGCUGCUCGGCCAAUUUGACGAGCUCAGCAUGGUCGACGCCACCUGCACCAACGAGAACCAUGCGAUCAGCAGUGUAGUUCGUCUUGAUGUAUGAACUCAAGUCGUCUUGUUUGAGCGAAAGGAUGUUUGCUGGACAUGGGUGAGACAGUGAGCCAGUGGCUUUUGAUCGAGAAAGCACCUUUCGGUCCCAGUAUGGUACGCCCCAGGGGUUGGUCUAUGCAGCGUGAGCCGCCGAAAAGAAUGUGGGACGAGAUGGCCACGUACGUUGGAAAGCGACAGAGUGAAGAUGGUCGAAGACGACCUCUUCCAGCUGCUUGUCUACCUCCUGCUGCUCCCUUAAAAUGACGUCUCGUUCACGCUCGAUAGCAGAGGCCUCCAAUUUCGAGUUCUGGAGAAUGUCGCUGAUGAUGUCGACAGCAGCAGGAACGUCCUUGCGGAAGCUUUUGGCGUAGUAGACAGUUUGCUCUCGCGACGUGUAAGCAUUCAAGUGGGCUCCGAUGUUCUCGACCUCGAGCUCAAGCGCAUGCUGUGUCCGCUUCCCAGUACCCUUGAAGGCCAUGUGCUCCAAAAAGUGUGCAGCGCCGUUAUUUGCGUCCGUCUCAGCCCGAGAGCCUGCAUCAAUCCAGACACCAACGGUGGCAGUCUGAGAAUGAGGGUGUGACUCGGUGGCGACGGUGAGUCCGUUAGAGAGACGGGAAAUCUCCGUGAACGGACCAGCGUUAUGCACGGUGGCG